UACAAAUGUCAAGAUUGUCUUGGGGAGCCACUCUAUUGCACUGGCUGUUGCAGAAGUCAACAUCUUUGCAAUCCCUUCCAUUGGAUCAGUCAAUGGAAUGGUCAAUUCUUUGAGCAAAGUUGUCUCGCUCACGUCGGACUCGUCAUACACCUCGGUCAUGAGGGUAAACAUGUCCGGUACUUACGGAUAGGUGGGACUUGUUUGAAGAAGAUGAACCAGAAGACCAGCUUGAGCCUGAAGAUCUACCAUCUGUGUCGGGACCCCGAGUUCCAGCCGAAGGAAAACACCAUGGUCAUCAUUGACAAGUCCGGAGUUCAUCGCCUCCGGGUUCGAUGCUGCGAUUGUCCAAAUGCCAUGAGUCCAGACCUUCAAAUGUUUCGACAUGGAUUUUUCCCCGCUUCAUUUAACAAGCCGAAGACUUUAUUCACCUUCAGGGUUCUCGAUGAUUUUCUAUUGGACAACCUUGAAUGUGGGACCUCGGCGAUGAACUAUUACAGCAAGCUCCGGCGAAUGACCUCGAGGAUGUUUCCACACCUUGUACCGGUAAUGCCAUGUCUCUCUCAUCUAAAGGACAUUAUAUUGACAAGGCAUGGGGCAAGGACCAAUACUGAGAGCUCAUGA
Molecule: messenger RNA, 621 nt
Organism: Suillus subalutaceus
Lineage: Eukaryota; Fungi; Basidiomycota; Agaricomycetes; Boletales; Suillaceae
Exons: 1
Source: RefSeq, a predicted model, not a curated record